Molecule: messenger RNA, 567 nt
Organism: Capsicum annuum
Lineage: Eukaryota; Viridiplantae; Streptophyta; Magnoliopsida; Solanales; Solanaceae
Exons: 2
Coding region: 110-502 (130 amino acids)
Source: RefSeq, a predicted model, not a curated record
UGUUGAUAGACCCAAUGCAUUCAGUAACAACGGCUCAUCUGUUCUCUCUUGCAUACAAACAGCAGUUGAUAUUCCUUCUCAAAGCAGAAAAAUUGAUGUUCCUCCUAAUAUGUUUUUGGGCCAGCCCUCUAACAUGGGGUUGAGACUAACAAUAGAUGGGAGGAUUAUUAAGACAGAACCUGUCUAUGGUGGGAAUUCUCCAUUUGCCUUUGGUCCUCAUGGCAGUUACUUGGAGUCACGUUCUGCAAUGGGUGAUGCAUCUGUUUCGUCAUUUAGUAGUGUGGAGUCUAACACGCAACCUCUUAAUGAACCUCUUCUGGAUGCUGACACUACUUCAUUUGGAUUUCUUGGAGAGAUGCCUCAAAAUUUUGGUUUCUCAGACUUGACUGCUGAUUUCACUAAUAGUUCUGAUAUAUUAGAGAGCUACUCCAGGACUCCCUUUUUAGCAACAGAUACUGGUAGCUUGCUUGAUUCCAAUGGUAGGUGGAUAUUACCAAGAUAAACACUUCUGUACUUUUUGUUUGUUCUCUUUGGAUAACCAAUAUGACUUUCAGGAGGCAUUAAGAG